AAAUUUGUACUAAUAAUGUCUUCGUCUCUUCACGAAACGAAUUUUGCAGUUAAAUCAGGUUCAAAGUACUGUCCCUACUCGCCAAAAGAGGGAAACCAACACCGGAGAGACCCAAUUCAAAGGAUGGAGAAGGACGACGCGUCGGUGGAAGAGACUGAAGGCGCCGCUUCUAUUGACGCCGUCGGAGGCGGUGGUAGCGGGGAUGAGACUGGGGCGGCGACUGCAGAGGGAAGCAGUGGCCGAGCACGUAGAGACCGAGUGAAGGGGCCGUGGUCGCCGGAGGAGGACGUGAUACUGAGUCAACUCGUGAGUAAGUUCGGCGCGAGAAAUUGGAGCUUGAUCGCGCGAGGCAUCUCUGGGAGGUCCGGCAAGUCUUGCAGGCUGCGCUGGUGUAAUCAGCUCGACCCGGCCGUUAAACGCAAGCCUUUUACUGAUGAGGAGGACCGAAUAAUAAUUGCAGCCCACACAGUUCAUGGAAACAAAUGGGCAGCAAUUGCUAGGCUUCUACCGGGGAGAACUGACAAUGCUAUUAAGAACCACUGGAACUCCACCCUAAAGCGCCGUGGCUUGGAGCUUGACAGUAUACAAUGGAAAUGUGCAAAUGCGGUACCAGAUUCUAGCAUGGACAAGACCAGAGCAUCAUCCGAAGAAACUUUGUCCUGUGGUGAUGUCCGUUCAGUUAAAUCAUUGGAAGGAAACUAUGCAAGUUCCCAGGAAAAUUUGGACGACAAGUGCGAUAAGAUAACAGAAGUUCCACCACAUCAUGAAGCGGAGGAACCAUCUACUCUUUUCCGUCCUGUGGCACGUAUCAGUGCAUUUAGCGUAUAUAAUCCUAUAGAUGACGCUGGAAUUGCUUCUUCAUGUCAGAGGCCAGUUCAGAUGCAAGGACCUUUGAUUCAAGUAUCAAAGCCAGAUGUUGCGAUCUGCAGAUUGCUUGAAGGAGUUUACAAUGAGCCACUGGUCCCUCAACAAUGCAGCCAUGGCUGCUGUGGGACCCAAAGUGGUGAUAGUACUCCUACAAAGACUCUGUUGGGUCCAGAGUUUGUGGAAUUCUCGGAUCCCCCAUCAUUUUCGAGCUUUCAAUUAGCUUCAAUAGCCGCAGAUAUUAGCAAUCACGCUUGGCUCAAAAGUGGGUUGGAGAGUAGCAGUGUAAUUGCAAUGGAUGAUGCAGCUGGCAGGAUUGGAUCUCGUGGGUCUGAAGUGGCGAUAGGGCAUUUUAAAGACGAUACAGCGAAUGACCAUAACCGUUUCGAAGAAGGAAAGAACAAGUUACUGGGCAUGAUGACCAAUGUGCUAUCUACAUAGCUUGUUUCUUCUGUAAGUGCAGCAACACAAUGUAAGGGAUUUACAUUAUAUUUCUAUGGAUCAAUUUACUGAUGGGAUAGUACACCUGUUAAAGUUAGACAUCAAUUCUGAUAUUCUUCUGAUUCUCGUUCGAGUU
Molecule: messenger RNA, 1441 nt
Organism: Tripterygium wilfordii
Lineage: Eukaryota; Viridiplantae; Streptophyta; Magnoliopsida; Celastrales; Celastraceae
Product: transcription factor MYB1
Exons: 2
Coding region: 16-1305 (429 amino acids)
Biological process (GO): regulation of DNA-templated transcription
Cellular component (GO): nucleus
Molecular function (GO): RNA polymerase II cis-regulatory region sequence-specific DNA binding; DNA-binding transcription factor activity, RNA polymerase II-specific
Source: RefSeq, a predicted model, not a curated record